Molecule: messenger RNA, 8451 nt
Organism: Rotaria sp. Silwood1
Lineage: Eukaryota; Metazoa; Rotifera; Eurotatoria; Philodinida; Philodinidae
Source: the annotation of a GenBank genome assembly
AUGGCUUGCACUACGUCAUUUGAACCUAUAGCAAUAAUUGGCAUGUCUUGUGAAUUUGCUGGUGACAUCCAUACACCCAUCGAUUUGUGGAAGGCACUUGAGGAAAGCCGUGAUCUCGGCAGCGAAAUACCUGCCGAGCGGACCGAUUUCUCGUCAUAUUGUGCUCAUAUGCUCAAUCAGGAUAAUGGUGAAUUCAAACGAAAGCUCUUACGUCGUGGUUAUUUUUUGUCAUCAUCGCUUCUCGACACCUUUGAUACAGGGUACUUCAAUCUUUCAGAGGGAGAAGCAGUUACAAUCGAUCCAUGUCAUCGUCUUCUCAUGAUGAAAUUCGUUCAUUUGAUUGAGGAUGCUGGCUAUACUUUGGAAAAAAUGCGUGGAUCACGUACUUCUGUGUAUAUUGGACAAUUCUCCAACGAUCAUACAUUUACAUCAGUUCGACUUAAACCAGAGCAGCGAACACGUUUUUUCGCUCCACAUAUACUGCUUUACAAUGCAUCAGCUCGUUUAUCAUACCAUUUCGAUCUACAUGGACCGAAUUUAUCCUUGGAUAGUGCUUGUUCAACAGGACUUCAAUCCAUUCAUCUCGGUGUACAAGCGUUGCGCACAGGUGAAGCAGACAUGGCUGUUUGUGGCAGUGUUAAUAGUGUUAUCACACCUGAGCAAAUUCUCCAUUACUCAAUCAUCGGAGCCUCUUCUGUUGAUGGACGAAGUCGAUCGUUUAGUGUCGAUGCAAGCGGCUAUGCAAAAGGUGAGGGUCUCGGUAUGGUUCUUCUCAAACGAUUAAGUGAUGCUGAAAGGGAUGGUGAUAGAAUUUACUGUGUACUACAUGAUGUCUUGAGCAAUCACGAUGGUUCUGAAGGUAAAAGUGGUUAUGUGAUACCAGCGGCCGCCGGACAAGCACGUCUCCUGGACGAAAUUUAUUCUAGAACACAGUACGAUCGAAGCCGUAUCUUUUAUGUUGAAGCGCAUGGAACAGGAACACAAGUAGGUGAUCCAAUAGAAGCUAAUGUUAUUGGUGAAUUCUUUCAACGAUCGCCUUUUGAUCCUCCAUUGUUAAUCGGAUCCAUUAAGAGCAAUAUUGGUCAUACAGAAGGAGCAGCUGGUAUUGCAUCUCUUAUUAAAGUGGCAAUGUGUAUGAAACAUAGAACCAUUCCACCAAACAUGCAUUUCAAAGCUUAUAAUCCAAAAAUUGAAGCAGAUCGAUUCAACAUGCAUGUAGUACAAACAAUGACUGCAUUUCCUCUCAUCAGUAAAGAUGAUGAAAAAGAGCAUACAGUAGCUGCUGGUAUUAGCUCAUUUGGUAUUGGUGGCAAUAAUGCUCAUGCUAUUGUCGAAGAGUAUCAUCCAAAAGAGAGAUCAAUCAAUGUAAAUGGUCAUAUUGACGGAGAAUUGUUACAGCAACAUAAUGUUUUUAUCUUUUCGACAAAAAGUGGUGAUUCACUUUACAAACAAGUGGCUUCAUUCAAUGAAUGGCUAAAAGAAAUAGAAUCGCAAGAUGAUGAACGUUCUUUUCUUGCACGUAUCUCUCAACAAUUAUUGCUCAAACGUACGAUUAGUCACGGGAAUUUGGCCAUUUUUGUUUCAACUAAUCGUACUCAAUUGCAACAACAGCUUGAUGUUUUUCUUCAAAAACAAUCAACACCAGGACUAUUAGUCACCAAACGCGUUUCAUCAAGUUUUCCUCGCAUAUGCUUUGUUUUUAGUGGUCAAGGUCCUCAAUGGUGGGCCAUGGGUCGAGAACUAUACUCAUCUGAACCCACUUUUCGACAAUGGAUUCACCGAAUCAAUGAAGAACUGAUGAAAAUCAAUGGUGGUGAAUACAAUUUACUGAAUGAAAUGAUCGAAAAAACUGAAAAAGAAUCACGUAUCAAUGACACCAAUAUCGCACAACCGGCUCUAUUUGCUCUUCAAGUAGCACUUGCAGCACUUCUCGCUUCAUGGAACAUCUUGCCCAAUGCAAUCGUAUCUCAUAGUGCAGGAGAACAAGCAGCUGCUUUUGUCUCUGGACGAGUUUCAUUGAAUGAAGCAAUUCGUAUUGUUUACAAUCGAUCACGUCUUCAACAUCGAAAUACUCGUCAAGGUGGUCGAAUGUUAGCUGUUGCUAUGAGUGAACAAGAAGUGAGAGAUUCGUUAAUCAAAGGAAUCGAACAUCUUGUAUCUGUUGCUGGUGUCAAUAGUCCACGUUCAGUGACGCUUAGUGGUGAUGAAAAAGUUAUUGAUGAACUUGAAAGCAUUCUUACAACACUUCAUCCGACAGUAUUCAAAGCUCGACUUCGGAUCGAGAAUGCAUUUCAUUCUCAUCAGAUGGAUCGUUUUGGUGUUAGAGAAGAGAUGCUCUCAACACUUGCUGACAUUCGAGGUCUUCCUCUUGAGAAUACACAAGAAAUGUUUGAUGUUCGUUGUGCACAAGCUAGACUUUACUCACCUGUUACUGGAGGUCGAAUAGAAGAUAAAACACCACUUGAUUCUCAUCAUUGGUGGUCAAAUGUUCGUCAAUGUGUUCGAUUUGGUGAUGCUAUUCAAGCAAUUAUUCAAGAUGGAGUCGUCGAUACUUUUCUCGAGUUAUCACCACAUCCUGUUUUAGCCACAUCAAUACAAGAAUGUUGCGAAAAGACAUCUACAUUUCAACCACUCAUUUUGCCUACUCUCAAACGAAAAGAGGAUGAACAGAAAACAUUGUUGACAACCAUUGCACAACUCUCAUACUCACCUGAUGUUUGGAAACAGUUUCUUUCAUCUCGAUAUGUUCAACCAGCUGAAGAUCUAGAACAUCUAUUUGAUAAUUUUCCAUUAUAUGCAUUUAACUUAACUCCUUGUUGGUAUGAAUCAAAAGAAUCUGCACUAGAACGUCUUGCUUAUCGUCUACCUUUACAUCCACUACUUGGUGUUCGUCAAUGGACAAAUCACACUUCGGCAAUAUGGAAAAGUUUAAUCAAUCUCAAUCUACCAGAACAUGCCUAUUUAUCUCAGCACAAAAUGCAAGAUGCCAUUCUUCUUCCAGCUGCUGGAUUUCUUGAGAUGGCAUUAGCUGCCUGCCGUCAGCUGUUACCAGUAGUUAAUGACGACGAAACACCACCACCAAUCGCUUUUGAGCAAGUUGAAUUUAUCAAAGCUCUUGUCCUUACCGAGAACGAAUUGACCGAAGUUAUUACACAAAUUGUGAUGCCAAUGCGUGAAUGGUUCAUUUUUAGUCGACCAUGGUCAGCAGCUGGACCAGAUUGUCGACGAUCUUCUGGUAUGGCUUGCAAUGAUUUUAUUGAUUCUUUUGUUGAUCUUCAAACAUUGAAUGCAUAUUCUCUACGUCAAUUUACUCUGCACGCACGAGGUCGUAUUGAUAUUGGUUCUCAUUUGAACAUUCAUGCCUCGUCAGCUUAUCGAUUUAGUAACGAAAAAACAUCAAAUUGGUAUAACUUGGACGUUGCUAAUCUUUACUCUCAUUUCUCUACAAGAGGAUAUCAAUAUGGUCAAGAUUUUAGAGUAAUGACUUCAAUUAAAACAACAAACUCGCAAGUAACUGGUCGAGUUGCUCCAGCUAAUGAAGAACAAAACGACAAACGUUAUCAUCUACAUCCACUUAUUAUUGAUGGUUGUUUCCACACAUUCCUAUCUAUUGUACCAGGAAUAGAAACAUGCCUUCCAGUUGCCAUUGGCAAGAUGAUUGUUUAUGGAAGUACAUUUCAUGCGUCUCAAAUAACGACUCACGGAUCUUAUCAUUCAUUUCUGGUGGGUCUUUCGCAAGAGCGAGCUUAUACUUUGGAUGCUGCUAUAUAUAAGAGUAAUGAUGAAACGAUGGAAUCCAAUGCAAAACCACUCGUUAUAUUUGAAAUGUUCAAAAUGCAACGCAUUCCUGGUCGUUGGAUACCAUCAGACAAAACCAUUUUCCAAAAAAUAAACGAAAUUGUCCAUCUCCCAAAUGGAGAUCAUAAUGAUCAUGUACAAACAGUUUUCUCCGACUUUUGUCUACAAAAGAAAUGGUCAAUUGUACCAAGAUAUUCGACUAGAACAGUCGAUCGUUUACCAUCGUCUAAUACUUUGAUGAGUGAAACAGAAAAACAAGAGAUUGAUAUGAUAAACAAUGCCAAUGAUGAUAUCAAUAAUCAACUAGCAGAAUCGAUCGAACCAUUGAAUGCUUUAGCUGGAAUGUAUGCUCUUCAAGCACUACAACAUCUUGCUUCAUUGGAAAACAUUUCACUGAUCAUUAAAGACAAGUUGUAUCAUCUUGUACGAGAAGAUGAGCCUUGUUUUAUCCAAUUAAUUGAAGCUGCUUUUUCACUUGUUCAUCAACAUAAUCUAGUUGAUGAGUAUGGCAAUACCACUGUGACAUUGACAAAUCAUUCGAUUCACUUAUUUCAAAAAGAGCUUGUUAGUCGAUUUCCUCGUCUCAAAUCAUUUGUUACUAUAAUAGAUGCAGUCGGAUCCAAACUUGGUCAAAUGCUUUUUGGUGCACAGUCUCAUGAAGAAUUAUUUACACAAAACAAGGAAACUGAGUUAGCCUUAGAAGAUGUGCAGAAUACAAUUUCGUUGUUAAAAACACAAUGUGUUUUUCAAGCACUCACCAAUCAUCUGCGCAGCAGUCAUCCAAGUCAGUUACGUAUUCUUUUAUUUGGAGUUGGUAUAAGUUCUAUUUCGGUGCCUAUUAUUCGUCAAUUGGUUGAUUUUGCCGAACAAACAGACACAUAUGUACAAGUGCUCUAUGUCGAUCUGACAGAAACAUUUCUGUUAGAGGCUGAACAAGCUUUCCAAUCUUGUGUGCCAAACGAAGCUCAUGAUAUUAUCUUUGUGGCUAGUGUACUUCAGACAACGAGUGAUAUAAAUCACUCACUUGAGUCACUUCGUCGUCUUCUUGUGCCAGGUGGCCUUCUUCUCGUAGUCGAAUUGACAUUAGCUCAUCCUUAUUUCGAUCUUAUAUUUGGUUUAUUUCCUUAUUGGUGGCGUGAUGAUCAGAGUCGUGCUCCACUGAAUGUUGAUCAAUGGAGACAAGCAUUUCAAGCAGUAGGUGGAUUUGAACCAAUGGUAGUAUCAACAAAGACGAAUGCAUUUGGAAAUUCACUAAUGAUUGUGCAAAAGUCAACCACACGAUCCAUUCUCACUCACCUCUCUGAAUGGAAAGAUCAAGCAUGGCUCGUAUUUGCUGAUCGUGCUCACAAUCUGUCACAUGCAUUCGUAUCUCAUUUACCAAGUUCUACCAUUGAAAUUCUACCAGAUACUGUUACUAUGGACCGUAUUUCUUCAACAAUUGAUGCCAUGUUGAAACAACAUAAACAAUUGCAUAUUAUAUUUGCUUGGCCACUUGAUAUAUUGCAACUUGGCCAGAAUAGCAAUGAAACAACACUUGAAACACAUGUAGAGCAGUUAUGCUACAAAUUUGUUUACAUUCUUCAAUCUAUUCAACAAUAUUAUCGACAGGAUAAUGCAUUUCCAUAUGUGUUUAUUCUUACACAAAAUUCUCAACCAAUACGUGAAAAGAGUGAAUUCAAUCCGAGAACAGCACCAUUCAUUGGACUUGCACGUAGUCUGAGCGUCGAAUGUCCACGUCACCACAUUAAGCUCAUUGACUUACAGCCGACAGCAGCCAUAUUUGCAGAAUCAUCCCAUUCUGACACCCUCAUACAGCAUAUGAUCAACUCACGAGAAGCUAAUAACCUUGAUGAAGUCGUUCUUUCGCUUGAUGCAGACAGUCGCGUUCAAUGCUUUCAAUGGCACUAUGAUUGGUUGCAAUCAAAAGAGAAGAAGGAAGUAUCACCGAAAAUGGAACGAGCAAUCGUACCUAAAAACGAUGCCGAUAAGAAUCCAUUUCGACUUCAAGUUGCAGCAUCGCGCUUUGUAUCUGACCUUGCUUGGAUGAGAGAUCCAAUGCUGACCAACAAUCUAUUACCUGGUCAAACCAAAAUCCGUGUUCACUGCAUUAGUCUUAACUUCAGAGAUAUCUUGAAAGCACGUGGUCUCUAUCCUCAUACACGAGCGUUUGGUGAACGAGAUUGUGAUCAACCUUUAGUCGAUCAUGAUUCUAGUUUUGGAACUGAUUUUAUGGGUACUGUUACUGCUUCUGAUUCGAAGGAUCUGAAGAUAGGAGAUCGUGUUAUUGGCUUUUGCAUUCCAGGUGCUUGCCAUUCUCAUAUUGUUCUAGAUACUCCAACUUUCGCACGUGUGCCCGACGAAUUUUUGUUGUCGGACGAACAAUUGGCUGCGCUGCCUAUUGCAUUUUUAACAGCUCUUCUUGCCUUAAAACAUCGUAUUAGACUUAAACAAGGCCAAAUCGUUCUUAUUCAUGCUGCUACAGGUGCCACUGGCCAAGCUUGUAUUCAGUAUUGCCAAGCAGUUGGUGCUCAAGUUAUUGCUACUGCAGGUAGUGAUGCUAAAAGAUCCUUUCUACGAAAGCAUUAUGGAAUUGAACAUGUAUUCAAUAGUCGUGAUUUAUCAUUUGUCGCUGAAAUACGUACGCUUUUUCCAAAUGGUGUUGAUGUCAUUAUUAAUUCUCUUGCCGGUAUACUUUUUCAAGAAUCAUUCAAAUUACUUGCUCCUCAUGGCCAUUUUAUUGAACUCGGCAAACGAGACGUAUUCGCGGGAACCAAUCUACCGAUUUUUGAUUUGCGACAAGAUUGUAAUUUUCAUGUCAUCGAUCUGGUAUUAUACGCUACAGGUAAACCGUACGUCAUUCAUGAAAUGUUGAACGAUACUUUGGACCAUUUCCGAAGAGGUCUAUUUAAACCAUUCGAGCCUCUGACUAUUUUUGAGCCAUCUGAAGUAAUUGAUGCAUUUAUACAGGCUAGUCUUGGUGUAUCCAUGGGGAAAAUCGCAGUUCGUAUAACGAAUUCAGAACAGCCUCUUUUACUCAAAGAGGAUGAAACGAAUACGAACAUAAGUGAAAACUCAAGAGAAGGAUCAAUGUUUCCAUCUGUAGUAUGUGAAAGUGGAACGAUCCUCGUUUCUGGUGGAUUAGGUGGUCUCGGACUCACUAUGUCUCGUUGGAUGAUAGAAGAACGAGGUGUUAAACAUAUUAUUUUAAUGAGUCGUCGUACAGUUGAACAGUUUGAAAAAGCUGAAAAUAAUCCACAAUUAGAAGAUUGGUUGCACCUUAAAGAGGUAGCAAUCAAACACAAUGCCUGCAUUAAUGUUGUUCAAGUUGAUGUAACUCGAUGCGACGAUGUUUGUGAUCUGGUGAAACGUCUUAAUCAAACAUCAUAUCCAGUGCGUGGCAUUAUACAUAGUGCUGUCAUAUCUGAUGAUAAAUUGUUAGCCAAUCUUAACCAAGAAACACUCUUUCGUGUUAUGGAACCCAAAGUGCAUGGUGGCUGGAAUCUUCAUAAAGCAUCACAGCAAAUUGGUACAACACUGCAUUUCUUUGUCAUGUUCUCAUCAAUUCGAAAUCAUUUGAUUGAUCCUGGAUCAAGUGGAUACAAUGCAGGAAAUGAGUUUUUUGAAGCUCUAGCACACUAUCGUCGUGAACAUCUGCAAUUACCAGCUCUGUCAGUGGCUUUACCAGCAGUGAGCGGAGCAGGCAUGUUCCAUCGACAACAAGCUCUUUUGAAUAGUUUACUUAUUGCUCAAGGAAUUGAGAUGUUACCUACAGUACCUACAUUCGAAUUGGUCGAACUACUUUUUAGCAUGCAAACAAACUAUUCAUCACCAGUUAUUUUUGCUGUCGACUGGCAACGACUAAAUGCUAAUAAGGCUAACUUGACUAAUCAUCAGUUGGUAGAACUUAUUGAACAGCAUGCUACUCCAGAAGGUGUUUCGAGUGUACGAGCAAAAGAUUCUAGUUUUUCAUCAACAACUCAGAUCGAAGUCAUUAUUGAGCGAAUUCGAGAAACAGUUAUGCGUCUUCUAGGAGCAUCUAGCAUUGAUCGAAUAGAUGUAGAUCGUUCACUACUCUCACUUGGUCUGGAUUCACUUGCGGCUGUUUCACUCUACAAUUGGUUAAGUCAAGAAUGGGGUGCAUUCAUUACACUAGCUGAUAUUUUUCAAGGUAUUAAAAUUGCAGAUAUUGCCAAUCAACUGCAGAAAAAACUGAUAGAACGACAAGCAGGAUCAGAAGCGACACAAACCAUGUUGUCAAGUGAUAUGGAACAGAUCGAUGAAGAUGAAAGUGACUUAGCAGCUUCUACAACGAAAAAGACUGCAUCGUAUACUGGGAUGGAAGGAGUUCUCAGAGUUUCUUUUGUCAAUGAUAGUAAAUCAGUUAUAUUCGCUAUUUCUUCUAGCAAUACUAUUACUGAUGAAUGUCUUCAAAGAUUCGUGAACAAGAAAUCAACCGUUUAUUUUCUUCAUGUGACUAUGGAUAAAGUACGUACGGAAACCUGCGUUCGCGAGGCUAUCAUUCAAAUACGUCGAUUAUAUCCUCAAGGUCCUUACUCAUUGGUGGCUUUAGAUAAUGAAAGUCAAGAUGUUAUUAAAGAAAUAGUGAAGCAACUCAAAUACUACACAAAAGCUGGUGUUAACAAUCUUGGUUAA